AUGUCUGCUUACAUACCGGAGGGAUACUCUUGGAGUGACAAUAUAAUUCAAUCGGUGAAUUGGAUUAUCUCGUGUUUCUCGGCUAUUUGGAAUGGUUGCUGGCUUUAUGUGAUUAAUCCAUUGCUCUCUUGGGUCACAGGCAAGACCUUAGCGGUUCGUAUUCUGUGUGCUGGAGAGCAUACUCCGAAGAUGACAGACAAGAUACUAGAUUGCAUUAUGCACGAAGAUCGAUUUGCAGGGACCCGCAAGACACUUCGUCAACACGAAAUUUUCAAUAUUAAUGAUACUACAAAGUCAUUUAUGUUGGAAGCGGAAGUGAAUCGCGAUGCUUCUUAUUUUAACGAAUCAUUCAAGAAUAACGUGGAUAAAUGUUUUCACCAGUUAAUGGGAACCAACGUGGCUCUUAAAAUCACGGAUACAUUAAAGAAUGAAAAAUACGAUCGACAGAAUCCUGAUCAUGAAGCUCUUUUAAUGGAUUUGUGGUCUUUAUUGCGUCCGAAUAUUCCAUUGAAAGCGCGUGACUCGGAUCAAUGGAGCGAAAUCGGCUUUCAAGGGCGGGAUCCAGCCACAGAUUUCCGUGGAUUGGGCGUGUUAAGUCUCAGCAAUUUGGUUUAUUACGCUCGACACCAUGCAAGCGACGCCCUGAAUUGCCUUCGACAGAAUGACGUAACGCGGGGCGGAUAUCCGAUGGCAAUCACGGGAAUCCAAUUAUCAUCGUAUGCAGCGUCGAAUGAAUGCAAACGCUUGGUCGAUCGCGAGUUUUAUUCUGUGGAUGUGGAGGGAACGAAGAUGAGUCUGGAAGAAAGAGCGCUGUACUUCUAUCAGGAGUUGUUUUCUCGGGUUUUUACGAGUUUUGAUGCGUUUUAUGAGAUGAAGAAGCCGGAGAACUUGCUUCAAUUCCCUAUCAUUUUGAAGGAAUUCGAGCAAAAGACGAUGAGGGAGAUCCGUGAAGGUGUAUUCUAA
Molecule: messenger RNA, 963 nt
Organism: Blastocystis hominis
Lineage: Eukaryota; Bigyra; Opalinata; Blastocystidae
Exons: 8
Coding region: 1-963 (320 amino acids)
Source: RefSeq, a predicted model, not a curated record